CGAUGGUGGGGUUGUUAGUUAGCCGCGGGAACAUGUUUUAAACCUACUAACAUUAUUAUCAGCGUGAAAUCGCAGCUGAGCCGCCAUGUAACAGCAAAAAGACAAAAAAAAAACCCAUAGCAACACCUCGAGGCGAGCCCUGGUGACACUCCCGCAAAAAUGACCUCGAUGGAAGUACACGGCAACCCCGCCCACCUCCUCCCGCCGUCGUGGAAGACGCAGGUGACGGCGUGGCUGGCCGAGGACACGCCCUCGUUCGACAUCGGCGGCUUCGUCGUGGGCGAAAAGGCCAGCACGGCCACGCUCCUCUGCAAGGCCGAGGGCUUCCUGGCCGGCGCGCCCUUUGUCGACGAGGUCUUUGCCCAGUGCGGCUGCGCCGUCAAGUGGUCCUUCCUCGAGGGCGCCCAUCUCGAUCCCAACGGCGCCGGGGGCGACGGGUCGGGCCGCCUGCGCGUGGCGACCGUGUCGGGCCCCGCCCGCGGCAUCCUCCUGGGCGAGCGCGUGGCGCUCAACGUGCUGGCGCGCUGCUCGGGCGUCGCGACGGCGUCACGGCGGCUGGUGGGCGCGCUGCGGCGGGCGGGCUUCCGCGGCCGCGUGGCCGGCACGCGCAAGACCACGCCCGGCUUCCGCCUGGUGGAGAAGUACGGCAUGCUGGCGGGCGGCGCCGACAUGCACCGCGUCGACCUGAGCAGCAUGGUCAUGCUCAAGGACAACCACGUCUGGAGCCGCGGCUCCAUCGCCGACGCCGUGGCGGCCGCCAGGUCCGCGGCCGGUUUCAGCCUCAAGAUCGAGGUCGAGGUGCGGUCCGAGGAGGAGGCGGACGAGGCCAUCGGCGCCGGCGCCGACGUGGUCAUGCUCGACAACUUCUCGCCCGACGGCGUCAAGGUGGCGGCCCGUAGCAUCAGGGACCGCUGGAGGGGCAAGAGGGAGUUUUUGCUCGAGGUUUCGGGCGGCCUGACGCCCGAGAAUGCUGCUGCGUACUCUUGCGAGCACAUCGACAUCAUGUCAACAAGCUCCAUCCACCAGGGAGUCCCUCACAUCGACUUUUCGCUCAAGAUUGACCAUUGAGAUGGGGUUGGUUUUCUGUACCAAAUGGUGUGCAACCAUCACAUGGUAGUGUACAACGUGGUAUAACCUCCUUGUGUCUGUGAGACAAGACGGUAUGGUCAGGAUGGGGUGCACAAAUAGCAAGCAAGAAAUAAAUCGGAAUGUACGCAUAUGUAUGUCUAGCUAGUUCUAGGCUCAUCAAAAGACAAAAGAAAACAAACGAGUGUUCAUGUCA
Gaeumannomyces tritici R3-111a-1 is the source of this 1282-nucleotide messenger RNA. RefSeq names its product nicotinate-nucleotide diphosphorylase. Lineage: Eukaryota; Fungi; Ascomycota; Sordariomycetes; Magnaporthales; Magnaporthaceae. Gene Ontology annotation, biological process: quinolinate catabolic process; NAD+ biosynthetic process. Gene Ontology annotation, molecular function: nicotinate-nucleotide diphosphorylase (carboxylating) activity. The record is from RefSeq and is a predicted model, not a curated record. Gene Ontology annotation, cellular component: cytoplasm. The transcript is spliced from 2 exons. Bases 160 to 1068 code for a protein of 302 amino acids.